GAAUGACUCGACUCGACUCAGAAUCAUUCCUCAUUCUGAAACUUAGCGGUGCCAUUUGCUAAUCGGUGCCACCUCGGUUCUAUUGUAUUCGCUAAUGAGUGUGUCGCUACAUGGCACCAAUACCGAUACCGGUAUGAGGGCCAGGAGCGACUAAUUACUAUCACGGUACUGGUAGUACUUGCCCGCAUGCUUCCACAUGGCCGCAACCCAAACAAGAUACUAGCUAUUGCUCCUACUAGAGCCAGCUAGUACUACCGUAGUACCAGUACGGGGUGGCUUUGGCUUGUCCUUGGUCGUCUGCCACAGUACAUUGUACCGGUACGGCUGUAGGCAGUGUGUUGAACCUUGAUACGGUACACGGUACUAGAGUACGGUACGCCCAGGUCCCAAGAGAUUCCCGCACGCAUGGGGAGCUGAGUCACAGUUCCAAUCCAAACAUCCUCUCACAUGUUGAUCGCAGUUCCCAUCCCAAGACCGCGCACCUCGGAGCAACCUUCGAAGAGGUGCGCAUUGCACUUUCCAACGGACGAUGGUCCAUCAUUGCACCCAAAGAAAACAAGAAAGCUGAAGACGUUGCUAUGAAAACUUUGGGUUGACGGCCACCGAUCAGACCAAGUCUUACACUGUAGAAACCAUGGCAGCAAAUAUGCAAAAAUGGCGCCGGAGGCACGAUGUCUCUUCGAAGGGGGUUACGAAUCAAUGGCGAAGAGCUUCCAAGGUUGCAUUUACUCGUCUGGGAGUCAUUUUCGUGGGGAUUACAUUGGUGCUAUUCUUGGGGGUCGACAUGGCGGAUGCCCAAAGACCGUCGAUGCCAGUGGUGCCUACUGCCAUAAAGCUGAUACGAGAGAAGUCAGAACCAACUACAAAGCCAAAUUUGUACGAACGAAUGAUAGACCAAAUGGGUAUACCCGACGGAAGCAAGUCCUCUCAGAGGAGACGAGAAGGACGCAGAAAUGACACCCUCAGAGGCAGAGGGAGGAAGGACUCCAUGUCGAACAAACGUUCGAGCUCUGAACAUACUUUCGACAAGGCCGCGAAUGUUGGAAACUUACGGAGGCAGAAACCACCAAACUCGUACGCACGUCGCCUUCGUACCAGACGAAAAGUAAAAUCUGCGCGUACUUCGCCGCCCAACAGAAAUUCUCGAAUCAAAGGGGGCUCAUCCAAGAAGCAUAGGAGUUUGAAGAACAAAGGCAUACUGAUGCGAAAGAUGAGCGGAGGAGCGUUAUUGAGUGGGUUUGUCGGUGGGAUUGCAGGUGGAUCAGUUGUAGCAGGUAGCAUCGCUGCUGGAAUCAUUAUUGCACCAGCUUUCUCCAUGACAUCCUCCCCCACGGGCCCGACUGUUCCGACAACGUCGGCACCAACAACCGCACCUGUUCCGACAACGUCAGCACCAACUGUUUCGCCAUCUUCUGCUCCAUCUUAUUCGCCUUCGGUAUCACCGUCAACAACACCCUCUACGACGCCUUCAAUUACACCCUCUUGGACACCUUCAGCCGUAGGCGCAUCAUCUGCGCCAUCAACCGCAUCAUCUGCGCCAUCUAGCUUACCGUCAUGGUUACCAACUUUGGCUCCAUCUACCGGACCAUCUAUGGGACCUUCCGGUGGAACUACUCAGUCACCUUCUGUCCCACCAAGUGCGGGCCCCUCUGAGAACCCUGCAAGAGUCGUCACGACACGAACUCUGUCGAGCUUUGCGAUUCAGAACCUUGCUGAUAGGUUUCCAACUCAAGAAGAAAUUGAUGGCGUCAUGGUUCAGCUCUCACUUUUCUUCAGUGCCCUACUGACUGAUAGGUAUCCUGGGGCAAGUCCACAAUUUGAAAGUUUUACACCUACUGUCGACAUUACCAGCAGUGAAGUACGUGGUCCAUUCAUCAUCACAGAUAUCACAUACGAUUCAGAAACAGUAUUUGUGGAUUCCACAAACCUUCCAACAUCAGCAGAUAUUGACAGCAUCUUUCAGAAUGCAGACUACCAAGUUUUCCUAACAGAUUAUAUCCCCAAUGUCACCCCAACAGACUCGAUUUUUCUCCAGACUGUAUCAGUCUCAAGCAACAGCGGUAUAGAUGCAAGAGUGGCAUCACGCGCAAGAUCUGGCCUUGUCCUUUCGGAAGCAUCCCGUUUGCCAAACGAUGAAGAGAUUUCUGGCAUCGCUGAGCAACUCCGGUUGUUCUUCAGUGACGUGGUGGAUACGGCUUAUCCUAGCUUUGAAACGCUCGAGCUCGUGGUUGUCGAUAGUGCCAGUGAAUUCGACGGUGGUAUGACCCUUUCAGAUAUUGAGUACACGUUGGAUUCUACGUUUGUCUUUGGCGACACUCCCACCGUCGACGAGUUCGAUGCUUUGUUGGAAGGAGCUGAUUACAAUCGCUUCAUCACGGACUUUGUUCCAAACACAACCCCUGCGGAUUCAGUUUACCGAACCACCAUUGCAGUUGCAACGGAUAGUGGAAUUACAGCGGCGCCAACUUCGGCACCAACUUUAUCCACAACAGUCACAUCGCAAGGUGUAUUAGCUUUCACUCUCGGUGAUACAUCAGGAGAGUUUCCCAACUCGGAUGAGGUGGCAGGCAUUAUGGAUCAAAUUGACCUCUUCUUCGCAGAAGUUCUCAGUGCAGCAUACGAUAAUUUUGAAAGCGUCACCACCAACGAAUCUGGCUCCAGCAGUUCGACUGAUUCUCAAGAUACUUUCACGGAUGUUCCGUACACUCUGGUAGCAACAUUCACUGAUGGAACCGAUCUCCCUUUGCUGGAAGAUUUGAACACACUUCUUGAGAAUGCAGAUUAUGGUGAUUUCAUCAGAAAUUUUGUGCCGAAUGCCCAGCCAGAAGGAACAAUCUUCCUCAAGACAGAACAAGUGACAAAUGUACUCGAUGUAGCCGUCGACACAAGUGCGGUAAUGAGGUUCAUCAUGGAGAACACAUUUGGUAGAACCCCUACAGACACCGAGGUGGACGGAAUCAUGGUGCAAGUCAAUUUGUUUUACACCGACGUCUUGAGGGCUGCCUUCCCAAACAAUUUCUUGUCUUUUCAGGCUUCAUCGAAUGCCUAUGAAAGCUUUAGCGUUGGAACUUUCACCUUCACGGACAUCGACUAUGCUGCCACGACACUGUUCAUAAACUCUAACGUCCCUUCCAGGUCAGACGUCGAGGACGCUAUUCAAGCUGCUGAUCUCAAUGAUUUCAUCCAAAACUUCAUCCCCAAUACAGAGCCAACCGGCAGCGUAUUCUUGCUAACACAAAUGGUCACAAGCACUCAAGGAUCACCAGCCCCAUCCUCAGCUCCAAGCGGACAAACCCCAGCCCCCAGCUCUAUGGCCCCGACCCAACCGGAUAUUGUUGAGUCUGUUGCUACUUUGACCUUCAUUCUCGAUUUUGGCUUCAACGGUGGUCAACGAGUCCCCACCCAGGAAGAGAUAGAUGGUAUUCUGGUACAAGUUGGAUUGUUUUACACAGAUGUGUUGAGAGCUGAGUUUCCAAACUUCGAGACCUUUCAGGUAGUAGAGGAAGUUGGAACCGUUAGCGAGCUUCGAGGGCCCUUUAUCACCGUGACUCGGAUAGCAUAUGCAGGCGAGACGAUGUUUACUCCCGGCACUAUGACUCCCACCAAAGACGACGUUGAAGUAGUGAUCGCUGGGGCUGAUCUCGAAGGAGAUUUCCUUGUCAACUAUGUUCCUAAUGCUACCCCUGACGGGACAGUCUUUACAAGAACAAGCGCUGUGGUAUCUGACACGGGUACAUCUGCUCCUACAUCUAUAGUUGGGUUUAUUGGAACAAGGGCCCCCACGAAAAUUCCUGCCGAAACUGGAGCUCGUACAAACAUUCCAGCGUCCGCACCGAGUGAAUCCCCUUCCGCCAAUUCAUUGUUGCCCAGCAGUGAGCCAAGUGCGAAUCCAUCGGAGGAUCCAACUGUUUCAGGAACUCUUCAACAAGAUGGUGUGGAUACCUUUGUGUUUACGUCAGAGGACGAAGAGGUAGCUACCUGGAGGACAUUCACCACAACUUCGGAUCAUCGACCAAGGGAUAGUACUACUACAAACGCGGCAUCCACUGCUGAAACAUACGUGAGACCAAACAUCUUUCGGCAUUCGCAAGCAAGAGGAUCUACGGGGACAGCAAGAGCAUCCGCACGGGCGAGUCGCACGCAACAGCACAGAAACAGGGGUGAUGCAUAGCUGCUAGCUAGCUAGCUAGCUAGCUAGCUAGCAAGUCGUGCUGGGGAGCCCGAGUGUGGUCGGUCCUACCGGUAUGCGAGCACAGACCUUGACUUGCCAAGGUCGUCAAAUACACGUAAGCAAAAUGUGAUAUUGGCAUUGGCGGGGAUUCGUCCUGUCGUUGGAUGGAUUUGGAGACCAGUUGCAUCAGAGCUAUCGUAUACGGAGCAGCUGAUGGAAAGGUAGAAUAUUUGAAUCACAAUCUAUUGAAUCGACAAAAGAAUAUUUGACUUCUAAUGACAGGGUAGGGUGAGCAAUUAAUUAUAUACAAAUCUUCGUUUAUGUAUGCAUUGUUUCAAAGUACCGGUACGAGUACAACUAACUGAUUUAUAAAUUUUAACUAGCUAGCUAGCUAGCUAGAGAAGCAAACUGUAGCACUACAUUUAUUUGUGGAUCAUGACCCGACAUAUCUCGCAGCAGCCACCAAAAGAGAGGAAACGU
Seminavis robusta is the source of this 4651-nucleotide messenger RNA. The record is from the annotation of a GenBank genome assembly. Lineage: Eukaryota; Bacillariophyta; Bacillariophyceae; Naviculales; Naviculaceae.